CCUAGGUAUUAAAUUGAUCUGAGCUGUGUUAAACCAGCUUCCCAUCCACGCCCUAGGAGGGAUCCUCUGUCCGCAGGCCCGACUCUCCUCCCCGAGACUCCCAGUGGGUGUCCCUGCGCCACACUCCCUUCUUCCCUCCGCUCCCCCGCCUUGCUGCCAUAGCAACCGUCCGGCCAAGUCCGGGCCCUAGUCGGGGCGCCCCCCCCCGGGCCAGCCCCCUGCUCCGGAUUGGUCCUUCGGGAAACGCUGCUGGGAGCCUGGUUCCAGCGGCUGAGGGCUGAAGCCGGAGGAUUGCAGGGCGGGGUCUGCCCCGUGCAGCGUGGGCGGGGCGGGCCGCCCCUGACACCUCUGGGAGCCUGGGGCUCGACCUGACUCCUGGGCCCGGUACCCCACGCCAGACCGCGCUCCCGGCCAGCUGCGAAGUGGGAGGACUCGCGAUGCCACCAAGGAAGGGAAGGAUCGAAAUAGAAUCUUUAAAACGCGGGUUUCGACCGGCAUCCACGCUGGACACACGGGCAGAUGGGCAGGUCACGGCGGUAGAUGAAGGAGCUCUCCGCCCUCAGUGGGGCAAUCUAGGAGGACCCAGAACCUAUCAAAUUUUUGAGACAGCUCAGUUCUUAGAGGAAGGCUCAUCUAAAUAAAGGCCAGCAAGUGACAUUGUGGGGAUUUGGUCUUUCUCUGGCUGCCUAUGUGACCAAAGGCUGAUUUGGUUACAAAGAUUUUUCUUUCCUGGGAUCCAGAUUUAUUACAUCUCCUGGUUCCCUUGCCUUGACAGCAAGUGAAACACAAAAUGAAGACUGUCCAAGAUAACACCUGAUGCAGGGACUUGAGGACCUCCAAGAAGCCUUUACACAUCAGUGUGCAAGAUUCCCUGGCCACCAACUGAAGUAGCAAGCUGGAGCCUUUAUCCUGGGACCAGCCAUCUGCCACAGAGCAUUGGGCCAGAAAGUUCCUGUAGUUCCAUCAGGGAGUCCUAUGGUAACUGGAUGUGUGUCUAAAGGCACAGGCAGAGCCUAGAAGUUCAAGGUGAAGGAAGGUGGGAAGGUCAUCCAGUGUUAGGCUGGGCUGGACAACCUCUGCUGCCUCUCAGCAAGACAGGGAAGGAAGCAGCCUGGCAGGGAGUUUUUGGCCAGCCAGCAGCACCUCUGCGGCAGACUCUGGGCUCUGGCAACACCUCAGCUCUUGUCUCUCUCUCACCCUUGGGCCUCUACUUCUUCUACAACCAACUCCGAUUGGUGGCUCUGGCUGAGAUGGAGAUGUGAGCCUCCGUGGACAAUGACGGCCAUUUGUGUGAAUGGCAGCGGCCUGGUGAACCCCCACUAUGCCAGGUGGGAUCGGCGUGACAGCGUGGAAAGCAACUGUCAGACGGAGUGCAGCAAAGAGGGCGAGGAGGGACAGUCCCACCAGCUGACGCCCUUUGAGAAGCUGACCCAGGACAUGUCCCAGGAUGAGAAGGUGGUGAGAGAGAUCACAAUGGGCAAACGAAUCGGGUUCUACCGGAUCCGAGGAGAAAUCGGAAGUGGAAACUUUUCCCAAGUCAAGCUCGGGAUUCACUCUCUAACCAAAGAAAAAGUUGCCAUUAAGAUCCUGGACAAGACCAAGUUAGACCAGAAAACCCAAAGGCUACUAUCCCGUGAAAUCUCCAGCAUGGAAAAACUACACCAUCCCAACAUUAUCCGCCUUUAUGAAGUUGUAGAGACACUGUCCAAGCUCCACUUGGUGAUGGAGUAUGCAGUGGGUGGGGAGCUCUUCGGGAAAAUUAACACUGAAGGGAAGCUCUCCGAACCAGAAAGCAAGCUCAUCUUCUCCCAGAUUGUGUCAGCUGUGAAGCACAUGCAUGAAAACCAAAUUAUUCACAGGGAUCUGAAAGCAGAAAAUGUAUUCUAUACCAGUAGUACUUGUGUGAAGGUGGGUGAUUUUGGAUUCAGCACAGUGAGUAAGAAAGGUGAAAUGCUAAACACCUUCUGUGGGUCUCCUCCCUAUGCUGCACCUGAGCUGUUCCGGGAUGAGCACUAUGUUGGCAUUUAUGUGGACAUCUGGGCCUUGGGGGUGCUUUUGUAUUUCAUGGUGACUGGCACGAUGCCAUUUCGGGCAGAGACUGUGACCAAGCUAAAGAAGAGCAUCCUUGAGGGCACCUACAGUGUGCCCCCCCACGUGUCCGAACCCUGCCACCGGCUCAUCCGAGGAGUCCUGCAGCCCAUCCCCACGGAGAGGUAUGCAAUCGACUACAUCAUGAACAAUGAAUGGAUGCAAGGGGUGCCAUAUCCCACCCCCUUGGAACCUUUCCAGUUGGAUCCCAAACAUUUGUCAGAAACCAGCACCCUCAGAGAAGAAGAAAAUGAGGUGAAAAGCACUUUAGAACAUUUAGGUAUUACAGAAGAGCAUAUUAGAAAUAACCAAGGGAGAGACGCUCGAAGCUCAAUUACAGGGGUUUAUAGGAUCAUUUUACAUAGAGUGCAAAGGAAAAGGGCAUUGGAAAGUGUUCCAAUAAUGAUAUUACCAGACCCCAAAGAAAGAGACCUAAAGAAAGGGUCCCGAGUCUACAAAGGCAUAAGGCAUACAUCUAAAUUUUGUUCAAUUUUAUAAAUUAUGCUGGACUCCCAUUAGUUAACCAAGAUCAUUGUUGCUGCUUUUAAAUUUUUUCAUGGACA
This is a messenger RNA of Fukomys damarensis (Damara mole-rat), 2651 nucleotides long. It is a transcript of the gene Nim1k, whose product is annotated as NIM1 serine/threonine protein kinase. The transcript is spliced from 5 exons. The record is from RefSeq and is a predicted model, not a curated record. Gene Ontology annotation, cellular component: cytoplasm. Gene Ontology annotation, biological process: protein phosphorylation; microtubule cytoskeleton organization; intracellular signal transduction. NCBI's taxonomy places the organism in Eukaryota, Metazoa, Chordata, Mammalia, Rodentia, Bathyergidae. The coding region runs from base 1276 to 2586 and encodes 436 amino acids. Gene Ontology annotation, molecular function: tau-protein kinase activity; ATP binding; protein serine/threonine kinase activity.